GUUGCCUCGCAACGCAUAACCGAUACUUCGGGCUUUCAUAUGACCGUUUUCCUCCUGGUGUUUCCUUUUAGCAACACAUUAUACAACACUUAGUUGGAAGCCUAGACACUACAUCCGAGCAUGCAGUGCAUUUAAUUUUGGAGUGGAGAAAUGAUGUGUCGCUAAACUAGUCGAGCCCAGUAGUCUUCACCUGUUGUCAGUCUUCAGGAAGGCGAGGAGUAGGGUCAGGAGUGGCAGUAUGGAGCAGCUCAGGGCAGAGUUUGAGAAAGUUGUAGCAGAACUCAAGUGGGAAGAAGUUGUUUCCACUCUCCUGGAGGUGGUCAGCGGCAUGGUGUGUACCACAGCAAGCUGUCCACCUCCGGUGCCUUCUUGGCUCAGGUUUGACACGCACUGUCAGUUGGUAAAUGGUCACAGCAGAGGCUACGGUGGUUGCAUACCAUCCAGUUCAGCUUUUGUGCAGCCAGGUCAGAUGAUGGCAGGACCGCAGUUAAAUCCAUAUGGCAUGCAGUCAUUUGACAUCAAAAGUCAGGCAGGUGCCCCCCAGAAUAUUUCAGUGCCUGGACGGACGCUGCAAGAAGGAUUUAAUUGGGGUCCUCCUGGAAUGCUGAACGGAGGGGACAUGUUUCAGAUGGCUGGGCCUGCUGUCUAUGCUGCUCCAAUGACCUCGACUUCCAAGAAUGGAGAGGUAGUCUAUCACAUUGCUGGUCCCCCUGUUUUUGCUGCUCCCCCAAUAACUUCCACAAAAAGAAAACGCAGGCGUCGCCGCGUGCGGGAUGCAGACCAGCCUUACGUCAAGAAGCCACCCAAUGCCUUCAUGUGUUUUCUAAAGGAGCAGAGACAGCAUGUGAAGGCACAGAUGAAUUUAAAAGACAGUGCAUCCGUCAACACUGUCCUAGGACACAUGUGGAAGUUGCUGAAUGAUGAAGGGCAAGCUAAAUAUUACAAGAUUGCUGAUGCGGAGAAAAAACUCCAUUCCCAAAUGUAUCCUGAAUGGUCGAGCAGUGACAACUAUGGCAACAGGAGAAGAAAGCGCAGCAUCACAACAACCACCAAUAGUGCCGAGCUAGAGUCUCCAGAUGAAACUCCAACCCCAACCCCAACCCCCACACCAACUCCAACUCCAGAUCCAGAUCCACAAACCAGUGAUGAAUCUGCAAAAAUACGUAUUGCAGACAAAGUCUUGCAUAUGUUGGGGUGUGCCUAGCCCACUUAAGCCCAAUAGCUUCUUGCAGACGCUGCGGGCAGCCAUCCUCACUGUGUCCACAAGAGCUGGACAUUUAAUUCAGACUAUGUAAAUAUAGUACUGCGAUUGGCUGGCAACCAGUUCAGCGUGUGACCUGUCUCCUGCCCAUAGUUAGCCGGAAUAGGUUCUAACACCCUCAAAGACCUCGUGAGGAUAAGCAGUACAGUAGAUGAAUGAAUGGAUAGAUAUAGUACAUUUAAGUGGGGAAAAAAAUCAAAUAUGUUUUAAUAUUUUACUUAGUUUUUAAUUAGACACCAAUUUUAACAGUGUAUUCAAUCCAAACCCUCUGGAUUUUCACAUGUAUACCCAAAAGUAUAUGUUAAAGAAAGAUGUUCCAAAGAAAACUGCUACCUAUUUUACGCACACACCCCAAAAACGAGACAGCUUUAAAAGCAAUGUAUCCCUGUGGGAUGCCUGAUAUUCACAAAGUGAAUUAAAUUAUUGAAUCAAAAACAGGCUCAACAUUAGCAAGCUGGUCAAGCUGAUGCGGGUCUUAGUGUCUUUGCGACAUUUGCAUCUUUACAAUGUUCAUGUGAAACAGUAAUGAGUAGCUAAUAGGAUGUUCGACAAUUGUUCACCUUGAACCACUGUGUACCCCAGAUGACAAUGACUUAAAAAGUAAGAACAAUGAACAAAUAGCUGAAUAAAAUUUUCUGGAAAAUGAACUUUGCUCAUAUUUUAUAUUUGGGCUGGAUCAAAAUAAAGAAAAAGAUAUUUGUUGGUCUCCAAUGGCAUUGACAUCAACCUCAGAAUUCACAUGCCUUCUAAUAAGUACAGACACCAUGUUUGACUGGUGAACACACAAGAAGAUAUGGGUUUAAAAUCAAGGCUCUGGACUUAAGGAAUUUGCUUGUUCACAAAGUGCCUCAUUGUUUCUUGUCUUGUUUUCACCACGAUCUGUAUAGUUAGUAGGUAAUUGUUUCAUAUAGGGUUGUGUGUGUCCUCCUCCAAAAAAUAAAAACACUGAAUUGGAGUUUUGCAGGCUGAAUGAAUGAAUGAAUGAAUGAAUGAAUGAAUGAAUUUAUUGUCAUUGUCAUCAUCAUCAGUAUCAUCGACAGUUACAGAGUGUGGGAUAGUUUGGCCAGAAAGGUGAAACAUUGACACAGAAUAUGGAAUAAUUUGCCCGCAAAAAAGACUAUGACAGACAAAGGAAUACUGAAUACUGUGAUUGUGAUUUGAUUUGCGAUUUUCAGCUGUCAUACUUUUAAAUGCAUAAAACCAGAAUUACAAAAUAAUUAAUUACCUACACAACGUCUUGCAUAAAUUAUACUGACAAACAUGAGAAUGUGAAGUGUCACAGCUGGCACCUACUAGUCCUUCUCAAAAAAUAAGCAUUCAAUUCAAUUUUAUUUGUAUAGCCCUUGAUCACAACAACGUUGUCUCAAAGGGCUUUGCAGAGGCAAUAUGAUAACACAAUCAGAAACAGCAUAUGAAGCAACAAAGAUGAAUACAUAAAUUCAAGCAUAUUGUAAUAAAGGUCAUUAUUUUCUGUAAUGUACUGAUAAACAUUAGACUUUCAUAUAUUUUAGAUUCAUUACACACAACUGAAGUAGUUAAAGCCUUUUAUUGUUUUAAUAUUGAUGAAUUUGGCAAAAAAGUCCAGAAGAACCAAAAAUCCCUAUCUUAAAAAAUUAGAAUAUUUCAUCCGACCAAUACAAAAAAGUUUUUUAAUACAAAAAAAAAAAAGUCAUCCUUCAAUUAUAUCAGCUAUGCACUCAAUACUUGGUCGGGAAUCCUUUUGCAGAAAUGACUGCUUGGUUGCUGUUGAAUAGGGUUGCACGUCUUACUAAAUGCGCUACUGCCCUCCAGUGGCCAGUUUUAUUGCUUUAAAAUGGGUUUUGAGCUUUGUGCAUUCUAUCUGAGAUACAUGGGAACCUUAAAGAGCAUACGACAGGAGAAAAAAAGUCUUAAAUAGCAUUAUUAUGUGAAUUAGAAUCAUAUUUUGAGACGAUUCGACUAUAUACAACAAUUUAGCAAAGCGCAGAUGACGAGAAAUUAGGCUUUUAAUCUACCGGUUAGCCACGCCUACCAUUAUAGGGCUCUAGCGUCCCCAACAGGUGGAUGACGUCAGCGGGUGACUGGGCUCAUCGGUUUUACUAUUCAGCCCAUUGAGGGGGAAUUACUCAGAACGAGGAAAACGCGACGACGAGAGCCGCAAAAUGUCAUUGUUUCAGUCUCUCUAAGAUUUUUACAGGAUAUUCUUUUUGUCCAAGUAUUUUUCCCAAUUGCUAAAUAAAUGGCAUGGUCAUGACAAACAACAGUCUUGUGCUAAAUGGAAUAAGAAAUAAUAGUGUGGCGUGGCUCAGUGGUAGAGUAGUUGUCCCCCAACCCAGAGGUUGUGGGAUCGAUUCUCCGCACUGAUGAACUCGUUUGAGCAAGAUACUGAACCCCACGCUGCGUCACCAGUCGGUGGAUGGCGAGAUAGUGUAAAGUGCUUUGAGCGCCUUGAAAGGUGGAAAGGCGCUAUAUAAGUAUAACACCAUUUACCAUAAUAAAAAUGCACUUAUUCAGGACGACAUGGCAAAACUACUCCAUAAUGGUCAAAACUGUCGACUUCGCCUUUACUUUCGCACUUCCCGAACGAUAUUUUAUGACACCUAAAUCGGACAUGUGUCAUUUCCCUUCCCCGGCUUCGGAGAAUGUAAACAAACCAAUAGGCGUGACAGCUAGCCGACAUGCUAACCCGAACCGAGUGAUGUUUCAAAGUCUUCGAAGCGGAAAAUAACACAUAACUAGCCCGGAUUAUUUGACAUGACGACUGGGUUGUCGGUUGUCUUUGCGGAUCGGCAAACCUUCCGGCGGAGAGAAAUUUACAGUUCGUUCCCCGGAGGCGGGCGGCUGCAGUUGUUGUGCAGCUAACGUUCAGCUAAUGUGCAUGAGGAGAGCUUUUUAUAUGCCUAUCAAUGAUCAAACGUAAGUAGUCCUUUAUUUAAAGAAAGUUUGUAAUCGCUGUAUUCGUAUUUGACAUAAUACAAAACAAGAUGUUUACUCACUUCCUCGUAAGUCCAAUGGUCCCACAGUAGUAGGGCUUGUUUCGGCCAAUAUCCACGGUGAAUGGGAACCUUUUGAAACUCCAAAAAGGCGCACACGCCUCUCCCUCAUAAAGCAAGAUUUUUCUGCAGCCGUUUGGCUGGCAUGAUGCGAAAAAUAAACAUAUUAAUCCGCAAAAUCAGCUGAAUCCUUAGUCCUCAUGCAUAACAGUAC
Molecule: messenger RNA, 4447 nt
Organism: Corythoichthys intestinalis (scribbled pipefish)
Lineage: Eukaryota; Metazoa; Chordata; Actinopteri; Syngnathiformes; Syngnathidae
Product: transcription factor 7-like 1-B
Exons: 9
Coding region: 239-1204 (321 amino acids)
Biological process (GO): regulation of transcription by RNA polymerase II; canonical Wnt signaling pathway
Cellular component (GO): beta-catenin-TCF complex; chromatin
Molecular function (GO): DNA-binding transcription factor activity, RNA polymerase II-specific; RNA polymerase II cis-regulatory region sequence-specific DNA binding
Source: RefSeq, a predicted model, not a curated record